CAGGAGACAGAAGGGUGAUUCUAUCUCAUAGGAGGGGAAGGCAAGGACAACAUAGUUAGUUAGUCAGGUUUGAGUUCAUGCUUGCAGAAUGGAUUCAAUACUUUCUAUGAUUGGAUCCUAUAUUGACUGGGAUUUCAAAAGUCUGUUGCUAUUCAUGGCAGUUUUCAUCCUCACUGCAGACUAUGUAAAGAACCGUCGGCCAGCCAGUUUCCCUCCAGGACCGUGGGCAUUUCCUAUUGUGGGCAACAUAUUCACUGUGGACCACAGCAGAGGCCACGAGAGCCUGACUCAGUUAAAGGAGAAAUUUGGAGAUGUGUACAGUCUGCGAAUGGGUCAAUCUUGGAUGGUGGUGUUGAACGGCUUUGAGAUUCUGAAAGAAGCUCUGGUAACACAGGGAGACACACUGGCAGAUCGCCCAUUUCUCCCUCUGCAAGAGGACAUAUCCCAUGGACUAGGUAUAAUUUUCAGUAAUGGGAACAUCUGGAAGCAACAAAGGCGUUUUGCACUCUCAACACUCAGAUAUUUUGGAUUUGGAAAGAAGUCACUUGAACCUGUUAUCCUGGAUGAAUUUACACAUUGUGCAAAAGACUUCAGAGACAAUAAAGGUAAACCAUUCAAUCCACACCUCAUCAUCAACAACGCCGUCUCCAACAUCAUCUGCUCCCUGGUUUUUGGUCAUCGCUUCGAGUACAGCAAUGAGAAGUUCAUGAAAUUGAUGAAGUUGUUUGAUAAAGGUCUUCAGAUUGAAGGCUCCAUUUGGGCACAGCUCUACAACUCCUUCCCUCUGCUGAUGAGACGUUUGCCAGGGCCACAUCAGACAGUUCAGCACAUCUGGAAUGAUGUAAUGGACUUCAUAAAAGUAGAGAUUAAAGAGCACAAACAGAACUGGGAUCCCUCAGACCAGAGAGACUACAUCGACUGUUUCCUGAAAGAGAUUCAGAAGAACAAGGGACAGGCAGAUAGCACUUUUGAUGAGGAAGGCCUCGUUGCGAGUGUCCUGGAUCUAUUUGUGGCUGGCUCUGAGACCACAUCCACCACCCUGCGCUGGGCUUUCCUCUACAUGGCGAAGUACCCUGAGAUCCAAGAAAAGGUCCAGGCUGAGAUAGACAGAGUGAUUGGACAGUCCAGACAGCCGUCCAUGGAUGACCGUGCAAACCUGCCCUACACUGACGCUGUCAUCCACGAGGUCCAGAGGAUUGCCAACAUAGUCCCCCUCAGCGUGCCUCAUGUCAUCACCAGAGACAUCCAGCUGGGAGGCUACACAGUCCCAAAGGGUGUUACAAUAAUUCCCAAUUUGACCUCGGUGCUGUUUGACAAGAAUGAGUGGGAGACGCCCAACACCUUUAACCCUGGACACUUUCUAAACAAUGAGGGCAAGUUUGUGAAGCGAGCUGCUUUCAUCCCUUUCUCUGCUGGUAAACGGGUGUGUCUCGGGGAGAACCUGGCCAGGAUGGAGCUUUUCCUCUUCUUCACCUCCUUCAUGCAGCACUUCACCUUCUCCAUGCCUGCUGGGGUGAAGCCCAUGAUGGACUACCGUUCUGGCCUCACUCUGGCACCGUGUCCAUAUGAAAUCUGUGCAACAUCACGCUAAUGUUUGCAUUAAAAAAAUGCAUUAAAAAGCAAUAA
Molecule: messenger RNA, 1626 nt
Organism: Toxotes jaculatrix (banded archerfish)
Lineage: Eukaryota; Metazoa; Chordata; Actinopteri; Toxotidae
Product: cytochrome P450 2J6-like
Exons: 9
Coding region: 89-1591 (500 amino acids)
Biological process (GO): xenobiotic metabolic process
Cellular component (GO): cytoplasm; intracellular membrane-bounded organelle
Molecular function (GO): heme binding; iron ion binding; oxidoreductase activity, acting on paired donors, with incorporation or reduction of molecular oxygen, reduced flavin or flavoprotein as one donor, and incorporation of one atom of oxygen
Source: RefSeq, a predicted model, not a curated record